This is a messenger RNA of Mollisia scopiformis, 765 nucleotides long. RefSeq lists its product as uncharacterized. Lineage: Eukaryota; Fungi; Ascomycota; Leotiomycetes; Helotiales; Mollisiaceae. Bases 1 to 765 code for a protein of 254 amino acids. The record is from RefSeq and is a predicted model, not a curated record. The transcript has 3 exons.
AUGCUGAGGUUGACGAAGGUUUCCCUAUUCGCCACAAUAUGGGCCGUGAGUACAGCUGCACAUACUGUGAUUACAUAUCCAGGAUGGAGGGGAAACAAUCUGGUUCUGAAUGAGACAUUUCUAUAUGGCAUGCAGUGGUCGUAUCCUUGUGGCGGUCUCCCCGCGACCACAAAUCGAACCAAAUGGCCUAUAACCGGUGGAGGAAUUGCAGUCCAACCUGGUUGGUUCACUGGACAUGCCAGUGCUCUAUUCUAUAUCAAUCUGGGACUUGGAACUGCUGGACCGCAAGGCGGGCCACCCAACGAGUCUUUUCCCAUGCUUCCGCCCUUCCAGAUAGAUGGACCAAGCGACAAUCCAUAUCCUGGAACAUUCUGUUUGCCACAGGUCCCGCUUCCAGCAAAUGUCACUGUCAACGUUGGUGAUGAAGCAACGAUACAGGUUAUUGAGACUGCGAUACAUGGAGGUGCGUUGUAUAAUUGUGCAGAUAUAAUUUUUGCCGAGGAGUCUGAUGUGACACCACUCACAGUGGAUACUUGCUUCAAUGGUUCAACGAUCACAUUCAAAGACCCUUUUGCUGCAGAAGCAUCGCCGACAACUGCGCCAGCAAAUUCGAGCAGUACAUGUGCUAUUUCGACUUCUGUCAUCAGUGCUACGUGCCCGACGCAAACCGCUUGUCCUCAGUGUAAUGGUGAUUCUAGUUUGAAGGAAGGGUUGGGUGUGGGGUUCCCGCUUGGUGUACUUGCACUCGGUGUUUUAGGCUUGUAG